UUGCUCGAGGCGGAUAUGACGACAGCCUCCGCGCUCCGCCCACUCAGUCACGUGAGCGGUGGGUGCGGCUCCGCGGGGAAGAUGGCGGCGCCGCGGGAGCCGGGCCGGGAGUCGGAGGCCGCGUUCGCGAAACGGGUUGACCCGGCGCGGGAGCCGGAGCUGAGCGCGGAGCAGCGGCGCGUCAUGCAGCGCGCGGAGGAGGCGCUGCGCCAGCGGGGCCUGCAGCGGCGGCUCCGGGGCCGCAACCUGCUGACGGGGCUCGGCAUCGGCGCGGUGGUGCUGGGCAUCUAUGGUUUCACCUUCUACAAGAUCUCCCAGGAGCGAUUCCUGGACGAGCUGGAGCAGGAGGUUGAGGCUGCCCGGGCCCAGGCUGCCAAGACCCCAGUAAACUGAGACCCUGAGCAGGCUGGGGCUGCUCCCCACUUGGGAUGGAUCCAGCUGGAACUGACACAUGUGCCAGGGACCCUCAGCAGCCUGACUUCUUGGGUUGCUUCUGCCUUUGCCAUGCCAGGCACUCCCUAUGGUGAGCCGAGUCCCCCUGGGUGGAGACGGGGGGCUCCUCUCCCCUGUGCCCAGUGGGGACCAGGCUCCUGCCACCUCCCGUUAAACCUUCUGACUGCAGUUGCAGACUGUGGUGCAACAGCACCAGCUUUGUUUCCUGACAGG
Molecule: messenger RNA, 666 nt
Organism: Mauremys mutica (yellowpond turtle)
Lineage: Eukaryota; Metazoa; Chordata; Testudines; Geoemydidae
Product: cytochrome c oxidase assembly factor 3 homolog, mitochondrial
Exons: 2
Coding region: 16-393 (125 amino acids)
Biological process (GO): mitochondrial respiratory chain complex IV assembly
Cellular component (GO): mitochondrial inner membrane
Source: RefSeq, a predicted model, not a curated record